AUGGGCUACGACCACGCCGAGCAGAAAGAGUUGGAACCACCGAAACCCGCGUCGAGCUCGGGCUCGGGCGCAAGUUCGAGCGACGAUGGGCCACAGAAAGGAUGGGACGCAGACCAAGGCAGAGACUCGGCGACCACAUUGCCCGAUCUCGAAGGCAAACAAGGGACCGAAAAUCGCAGGAAACACCGUCCACACCAUGGUCGAAAGUUUAAUCUCAGAUCCGCCGAGGACGACCUGCCGACUGACUGGUGGUUUGCAUCCACGGCCAUUCCUCUCAUUGCGGCCACCUUUGCGCCCAUGGCCAACCUGGUGUCCAUCGCCGCGCUCGUGGUCUCGUGGAGGAACAAUGUCGUCGACCCGGGCUCCGAAUACUACCAGGCCACGUCUGUCGGGUUCCCAGACCCAGCCUGGUGCAUCGACCUCAACAUCGCUUCUUUGGUCUGUGGGUUUGUAGGCAAUCUCUUUCUCCUCUUCAACUUCACCCGACGAGUCCGUUACAUUGUCGCGCUGCCUACGACCAUCGUCCUAUUCUACCUCGCCUCCGGCAUUUUGAUCGGCCUCACCAUUUCGAUGAACAUCCACUGCCCUCCCGGCGAGAACCAGGUCUAUUCUCAGGGCUACUGGAGCGCUGUGCUGGCUGCUUGUCUCUACAUGUUCAAUUCCAUGAUUCUCAUGGUCAACAUGUGGGGUUAUUUCCUGGGUCACUAUCCUCAGCAUUUCACCCUGACUGAUGAACAGCGCAAUCUUAUCCUCCAGACCAUGAUGUUCUUCAUAUGGCUAGGUGGUGGUGCCGGCAUUUUCUCCCGAAUCGAAGGAUGGACGUACCCAGACGCAAUGUACUUCUGCGACGUGACCAUCCUGACUGUUGGCUUCGGAGACUAUUUCCCUCACGACGAUCUCGGACGAGGACUUGUCUUCCCGUAUUCUGUCGGUGGCACCAUCAUUUUAGGUUUGAUGGUCAGCUCCAUCCACAAGUUCGCGGGAGAACUCAGUUCCGUCAAUGUACUGCGGAAGCACGUUGAGCGUAGAAGGGCUAAUACCCUGUCCCGGGUGGUGACCGUCGAAGACACAGAGGAGCAAAGGCGCGAAGACCUGGAAAAGGAGAUAGGGGAGGACGAGUCGCUUGGACGAAAGCCUUCAAUAUCUUCCCCUUUGCCUAAUCCCCAGAUCCUGCACGAUUUGGACACUGCAGCAGCACAGUCCAGGCUCUCUGCGGACAGUCGAUCGGAACGAGCCCUUCAAGGCCAUACUCCUGAACGACAAGUCGAAUUCGAAACCACCAACGCCAAAGAGCUGAAACAUCCAGACCAGGCGGAACCGCAUCCAAGGCAGUUCCUCAAGUCGCCACAUCACAAGGGUCAUAUGCAUGCCACUUUCGAGCUGAUCACGAAGCCUGUGUCAUUGCUUAGGAAAGCUAGGUCAAGGUCUCACAAAGCCAUCGUCAUGCGGGAAGAGAAGGACCGAUUCGAAGCGAUGCGGGCCAUUCAACUCAACGCCAGAAAGUUCAAGAAGUGGUAUGCACUGCUGGUAUCGGUGCUCGCGUUCGGGAUCUUGUGGUGCUUGGGCGCCGUCGUGUUCUGGCAGGCCGAGAAGCACACCCAAGGGUUGAACUAUUUCGAGGCAUUGUAUUUCUGCUAUGUCAGUCUGCUGACCAUUGGAUACGGCGACAUGAGCCCCCAAAGCAACGCUGGCAAACCCUUCUUUGUCGUUUGGUCUCUGAUCGCCGUGCCCGCCAUGACCAUCCUCAUCUCGGACAUGGGGGACACCGUCAUUUCGAGCUUCAAACGAGGCACCUUUCGGCUGGGCGACAUGACGGUCCUGCCCAAAGCCGGUCUUUGGCAUGACCUCCUGAAAUCAAACCCUUGGCUAUGGAAAUUCAUCAGCGGCAGGGCCGAGAAGAAGCGUCGGAAGGCGGGCCUUCCCGUCGGCCCUUCUGAAGACGACUCCCCGCCCGCAUUAAGCCUGGAGGAGCUUGCCGAUGACAGCCUCAGUGAGGCGGAACUGACACACCGUCUGGCCUGGGCCAUUCGCAAGACGGCCGACGACCUCCAGCACACCCCGAACAAGUGCUACUCCUUCGAGGACUGGUGUGAGUUCAGGCGGCUGAUCCACUUCACGAAAGACGGCCUCGCUGAGCUCGACUACGACGAAGAGACCGAGGGUGUUGUCGAAUGGGAUUGGUUGGAGGACACAAGCCCCAUGCUCAGUGCCCAGAGCGAGCCGGAGUGGGUGCUGGAUCGGUUAUGUGAGAGUCUUCUACGAUUGAUAAAGAAGAACACGCUCGCCGGAGCCAGUACGCCAGAUUUGGCUCCGCCCACGUCCAGCAGCAGUGCCACUGAUCUGCCGACCUCCAAGGUCUCCAGGAGAGGCACGAUAUCUCCUCAAACUGGUAGGGAUCCAGAGGCCGGCAAUUCGGGUAAAGGCAAGGACGCUCAACCUCGUGUGGCCACUGAGGCAGAGGCACGCCGGCGCAGAGCGUCGGGUGCCGAGGCCGUCUUGACUUUCUUCACGGGUGAGAGGAGAGGCGUCCAUUCUUAUGUGGAUGAGGCGCCGCAGUGGAGCAAGAAGGCCCGGGAGCGGAUGAAGCAGAGUCGGCGCCAUCGCGCGAGGACUGGGGCGGUCGGCGGCAGCAGAGGUGGUGCGGGACUUCGCGCGCUCAAGAAGGCGCAGAGUGCCACGGAUGGCGAGUAA
Molecule: messenger RNA, 2691 nt
Organism: Capronia coronata CBS 617.96
Lineage: Eukaryota; Fungi; Ascomycota; Eurotiomycetes; Chaetothyriales; Herpotrichiellaceae
Exons: 1
Coding region: 1-2691 (896 amino acids)
Biological process (GO): potassium ion transmembrane transport; stabilization of membrane potential
Cellular component (GO): membrane
Molecular function (GO): potassium ion leak channel activity
Source: RefSeq, a predicted model, not a curated record